GCGUGUCUUCCAUCGUGCGGCCGGCAGACCAUGACACCGGACCAAAAGCAGGCCAAGGUCGCGCCGCCUUCGGUGCUGGUGCCAGAGGCGCUCGACGUCAUUGCGCGCUCUGUGCAGGACCAGCGCACACUCGACGCCUUCCUUACUGCGAUGCCCACGCCGAUGCUGUCGCAAGCGCUCGUCGCCUUGCAGGACCUCGUCGCGACGCCCGAUACGUCGCUUCUCUUGGACUGGCCCACGAUCGUGCUGCGCCGUGCGCCCACAUUGGCGUCGACGAUGGCGAACAUGCGUGCGCUUUUGCCGCUACAGCCGUCGCUCUCGGCGGUUGCAGUCUCGGGCACCGACCUCGUCUACCUCGG
Saprolegnia diclina VS20 is the source of this 359-nucleotide messenger RNA. RefSeq lists its product as hypothetical. The record is from RefSeq and is a predicted model, not a curated record. NCBI's taxonomy places the organism in Eukaryota, Oomycota, Saprolegniomycetes, Saprolegniales, Saprolegniaceae. The transcript has a single exon. The annotation marks the transcript as partial.